This is a messenger RNA of Hydractinia symbiolongicarpus, 886 nucleotides long. Its product is annotated as methylosome subunit pICln-like. The transcript is spliced from 7 exons. Lineage: Eukaryota; Metazoa; Cnidaria; Hydrozoa; Anthoathecata; Hydractiniidae. Gene Ontology annotation, biological process: chloride transport; mRNA cis splicing, via spliceosome; cell volume homeostasis. The coding region runs from base 75 to 689 and encodes 204 amino acids. Gene Ontology annotation, cellular component: pICln-Sm protein complex; methylosome; plasma membrane. The record is from RefSeq and is a predicted model, not a curated record.
UGUAGUCACCAUUGUCUGACAUGUCUUGAUCGAUUUGUUUGAAUUUUGAAUAUCGUUCUAGAAAAAUCAAAUAGAUGACAAUGGUAUCUCGAACAGUUUGUGAAGUACCGACUGAAGGUAUCGUCCAUACCGAAACGAACACAAAAGCCUUUCUAGGAGACAAAGAAUGCGGAGAAGGAACGCUGUAUAUAACGGAGAAUGUGCUGAUAUGGAAAAGUAGUACGGAGGAAAACGGUUUCAAGCUGCAGUAUCCAUCAAUAUCUUUGCACGCAGUGUCGAGAGAUACCAGCAGCUUUCCACACGAAUGUUUGUUUUGUCUCCUAGAAUCUGCAGAUGCUAUCGAAUCCGAUGAAAGAGAUCCAGAACCAGAUGUGACAGAAGUCAGAUUUGUUCCAUCACAAAGUAGUAAUAUAAAAGCUAUGUAUGAGGCCGUUACGUAUUGUCAAGAGUUACAUCCCGAUCCAGAUGAAGAAGACUCUGAUGAAAUGAUAGAGGAAGAAGAAUUUUUCACGUCCGAUAACGAUCCAGAAAAUAUUGAACUGUCAUCAGAAGGCCAGGCUGUACUACAUCGACUGCAACAAAAUAUGCAAAUAGUAACACAGGAGGAGUUUGGCGAGAUGGUACAGGAGGAGGGACUAACAAACGGUCAUAGCAAUGGUCAAUUCGACGACGCAGAUGAGAUGAAUUGAAACUAAUGUGUAGUAUCCAAUGAGGAAAGUGGAUCAAAUAAUGAGAACAACCAAAGCAACACAAAACCACGCAAAAGAAACAAACAAAAGUGGAUGAAACGAACACGAGUAUUUACAUUUACGAAAAUAUAUAUCAAUUUACAAUCUGUAGUCGAAUAUAACGUAGUUAUGAACAGGAUUAUAUUUUCUAUCACAUA